Stylophora pistillata is the source of this 378-nucleotide messenger RNA. RefSeq lists its product as uncharacterized. Lineage: Eukaryota; Metazoa; Cnidaria; Anthozoa; Scleractinia; Pocilloporidae. The record is from RefSeq and is a predicted model, not a curated record.
AUGUCAGACCUACGAGCGAGCUCUUAUCUCGUGCGCUUCACCAGGCUUGCCGGAACGAGCCAGAAGGAGGUCUGGGGUAGUGGUGGAGGCUUUUUUUCCAACGGAACGGAUAAAACAGCAGGCGGUGGCAGAGGAUUUCUUCAGGGAGGGGUGGGGGGGAAAGGUAAGAGCGGUUCUAAAGACAACGGUGGAUUUGGGGGAGGAGGAGGAGCUUAUGGUGGAGGGGGUGGAGGUGGUUAUUCCGGUGGAGGAGCCGGAGCCUGCAAAAAUGAUUCCUGUGGGGGAGGGGGUGGCUCUUUCAACGCGGGAAGGGAUCAGAAGAACGAGUGUUGUUAUCAAGUUGCUGGACAUGGUCAGGUUGUGAUAACAUUACUGUGA